Colletotrichum destructivum is the source of this 1035-nucleotide messenger RNA. Its product is annotated as Putative ribonuclease Z/Hydroxyacylglutathione hydrolase. The transcript is spliced from 2 exons. The record is from RefSeq and is a predicted model, not a curated record. Lineage: Eukaryota; Fungi; Ascomycota; Sordariomycetes; Glomerellales; Glomerellaceae. The coding region runs from base 1 to 1035 and encodes 344 amino acids.
AUGACAGGCACUACCAUAGAGUGGUUCGGCGCAACGACGUAUCGGCUUCGCACUCACGGAGUGACGAUCUUCUUGGACACCUGGCUUGACCGACCUUCUGUUUUUCCAAAGUACCUCGACGUUACCGACGUGACUGAAGCAGACUACAUAUUUAUCUCCCACGCCCACUUCGACCACCUACCCGGAGCCGAUCGCAUAGCCAUUCAGACCGGCGCUAUUGUCGUUGCGAAUUGCGAAGCAAUCAAUCUCCUUCGCCUUGCGGGUGUUCCCGAUGAACAACUUGUACCUGUGGCCGGCGGCGAGCGUAUCCCGCUCUUCACGCGUGCCGUACGAGAUCAAGCUCACCGUGACGAAGUGCCUACUGCUACAGCACUUCCAGGUCAAUCGAAGUCUCCGCAUCAUACGCUGGCAGCACUCUCUGUGCAUAUUUGGCCCUCGCUGCAUGCAUUCUUGCCCGUCCCUCACCCUGACGUGAUCGACACAAGCGAAGUAUACACGGGCGAGACUACGCCUUACGCCUGCACGCUGGACAUCACCCAUGGCAUGCGAUAUGGCCUUUUCCAGCUGGACAAGCUCGUACCGCCCGAACAUAUGAAUGAUGGGAUGCGCUCUCUGGUGGCCUACCUCAACGAUCGUAAGAAAAAUGUGAUGUCGCAUUGCGACGGAGGUCAGCUCAUGUUCAAUUUCAUCAUCGGAGGCAAUGGUCUGCUCUGGAGUGCUCAUCUGGGAGCGUAUGAAGGAAUCGUCUCCAAAAUUGAGCCGAAACCGAAGAUUGCGAUACUGGGCAUCGCUGGACGGGCUAACCUCGACGGAAGGCCUUUCGAUGGAUCUGCUGCGCAAUUCGCCCUGAAGCAAAUUCAUUGGCUCGAUCAGCCAGAGACUGUCAUUUGGUGCCUCCAUGAUGAGAGGUACGUUGGGUUCGCGGUACUAAAAAGUAUGCGUAAGACUAACCGUUCCACAGUUGCGUUGCCCCUUACAGAAUCGACGUCACAGGAGCUACAAAGAGUGUUGAGGCUGGGAGCACCUCCAAAAUAA